AUGAAAAAAAAUUCGUUUUUGACCGUUAUUUUACGGUCUUUGAUUAUUAUCGGUUUAAUAUUAAGUGUUUGUUUAAUUUUAUACUUCACACCUUUACCCAAUCAUUAUCCUCAAUCGUGUUCCAGACCUUGUCACGAAUUAGAUUGGCCAAUGAUAUGUAGGAUAAAAUUAACAUUGGAAAGAUUUCAAACUUUGGGAAAUCCAUGCAAAGGUUGUCCAGGUAAUAUAUCCGAUUGUUAUAUAAACGGAUGCAUUACAGUCGAUGGACAAUCGAAAGGUAUAUUAACCGUUAAUCGUCAAUUUCCGGGUCCUACACUCGAGGUUUGCCAAUACGAUAUCGUUUUGGUAGAUAUUGUUAAUAGAAUUCCAGGUCAAAGUUUUGGAGUUCACUGGAGAGGACAAUCUCAAAGCGAAACUCCUUUUAUGGAUGGAGUACCUAUGAUAACACAAUGUCCUAUUCCGAGCCUAACCACAUUUCAAUAUAAAUUCAGAGCAUCCGAACCUGGAACACACAUUUGGCAGGUCAACACGGGAGAAGAAUAUUUGGAUACAUUAUUCGGUCCUUUGAUAGUUAAAAAACCAUAUUCAAAGGAAAUAAAUAAAAAUUAUUAUGAUACCGAUGAUAAAAAAAAUGUCGUCGUCAUUCACACGUGGAAUCCGUUGAAAAAUAAUUUUUUAUACGAAGACGAUGCGUCAAAAACAAAAUUAUUAAUCAACGGUAAAACUCAGGAAAAUGACGUGCCCCCUUUUGUAUUUAACGUUACCGCGGGUAAAAGACACAGAUUUCGUGUUAUUUACGUUGGUAGCGAACCGGAAAAAAAUUGUCAAAUACGAUUUUCCAUAGAUGAACAUAAAUUUUUCGUCAUAGGAUUUGACGGAAAAUCAAUACAACCGGAAAUGGUUACGUCCGUUAAAUUAUUUCCAGGUGAACGUUUUGAUUUUGUACUGUCGGCAAAUCAAAAAAUGGCUUCCUACUCGAUGAAAGCAACGCCUGUUCAAUGUUUAAAUUUAUUAUCCACAUCCGCUUUAAUACAAUACGAAGGAAAUGAAAAAAAAAAUUUCGUAAAUGUUUUCAAUAAUAACGAUUUAUCAUCAUUUCCCGAAUUUUUCGAGAUUUCUACUUCUUUCGACGAAGAUUGCAAAUCAGAUGAAUUUUCACGUAUUUGCAUACAAAAUAUACGUUCGUAUGAAAAAAUUCCAAAAGAAUUAGCAAUCGAAAAACCUGAUUUUAAAUAUUAUUUAAUUAUAGAUUCGACAAUGUCCACCAAUCAUAACAUCGGUAUGAAAGAAACCGUUAGGAUAAAACAAAUAAAUAAUUUGACAAUGUUACUACCAUCGUCUCCCCUCGUAUCUCAAUCUUAUCAAAUAUCACCGGAUUCAUUUUGCGAUGAAAAUUUUAUACCUGAAAAAUGUAAAAAAAAUUUAGUCGAAAAUUUUCCGUGCGAAUGCGUACACGUUGUUAAAAUCCCAUUAAAUUCCGUCGUGGAAUUAGUUUUAGUUAAUAAAGAUGAAAGUGAUCACGUUUUUCAUUUACACGGUUAUUCUUUUCGAAUUGUCGGAAUUUCAAAAGUUCCGACAUUUGUUGCUACAAAAGAACAAAUAAAACAAUUUGAUGACGUAAAUAAACAAAUUUUUAGAAAUUUUAAUUAUCCGGUUGUAAAAGAUACGUUGGCAUUAUCCAGCGGAUAUCUUUACGUGAUAAGAUUUAAGGCUGAUAAUCCAGGUUACUGGUUGUUCGACGAAGAAAAUUCUUCACAUUUUUCAAAAGGUUUAAGUUUAGUUUUUAAAGUCGGUCGUGAAUCGGAUUUUCCAAACGUACCGGAUAAUUUUCCAAAAUGCGGUGAUUGGAUUGGUCCAGAAUUUUUUUUUGCUUAA
Pediculus humanus corporis (human body louse) is the source of this 1875-nucleotide messenger RNA. RefSeq names its product multicopper oxidase, putative. Gene Ontology annotation, molecular function: copper ion binding; oxidoreductase activity. The coding region runs from base 1 to 1875 and encodes 624 amino acids. Lineage: Eukaryota; Metazoa; Arthropoda; Insecta; Psocodea; Pediculidae. Gene Ontology annotation, cellular component: plasma membrane. Gene Ontology annotation, biological process: iron ion transport. The transcript is spliced from 10 exons. The record is from RefSeq and is a predicted model, not a curated record.